AUGGCUGAGAAAUUGGCUCCAGAGGAGCGCCACAGCUUCGUCCACGACGGUAAAACCGUAUUUGAGUGGGAUCAAACCCUCGAAGAGGUAAAUAUUUACAUAAAUUUACCGCCAAAUGUUCACUCUAAACAGUUCCACUGCAAGAUUCAGUCCAAACAUAUUGAAGUUGGCAUCAAAGGCAACCCUCCUUAUCUAAAUCAUGACCUCACUAGCCCAGUCAAAACUGAUUCUUCCUUCUGGACUUUAGAGGAUGAUAUAAUGCACAUAACACUGCAAAAGAGGGACAAGGGUCAGACAUGGGCUUCGCCGAUAUUGGGUGAGGGUCAACUUGAUCCUUAUUCCUCUGAUCUUGAGCAAAAGCGUCUUAUGCUUCAGAGAUUUCAGGAAGAGAACCCUGGUUUUGAUUUCUCACAGGCUCAAUUCACUGGGAACUGCCCCGAUCCAAGAACUUUUAUGGGUGGUAUCCGCAAUGGUUGA
Dovyalis caffra is the source of this 477-nucleotide messenger RNA. NCBI's taxonomy places the organism in Eukaryota, Viridiplantae, Streptophyta, Magnoliopsida, Malpighiales, Salicaceae. The record is from the annotation of a GenBank genome assembly.